AUGACAAAAACAGAUGUUGACGAGGAUUAUAUCAAAACUUUAGAAAUUAAAUUGCGGAAUUUACGGAAAGACGAAGCACAGUUAAAUUCUAAAGAUAUAUUGAAUGAUCUGAAAAGUUACCGAGAAGAUAAGCUUUUCCGUUUGUUGACAAAACCAGAUCAUUGUUUCGAGGACAAUUUUAUUGAUCAGCCAGUUGUAGUUUCAUAUUUACGGCGCAAACUAGCCCCAAAAACGGUUGCUGUACAUAAGGGUGAACUUAUUUCUUUGCUUGAGGCCGAUCAGGUGGCAUUAAAAAAUUUGGAAGUAAAUGAAGAAGUAACUUCAACAAAGACAUCGACCAGAAAUGCUACUGAAGAAUCUAAGACGGAAAAAAUUUCAGGUUACAUAUCAGGAAGAAUGUCGCUUGAAGAAAUAGAGGAAAGUGGAUUAAAAGCAAUAAAAAUGAGCUGGAAAGAACGGAGCUUUACUCCUGUUUUAUGUUGCAACACAUAUAGUUUGCAUCAGUUAUCAGAUCGUAGCGUUAUCUGUGUUACAUUGUCCGGCAAGGUACAUUGGGCAGAUGACACAGAACCAACGGAUUUAGUUGCGUUAUUCAACGAAAGUUUGGAUAAUAAUGAAAAUUUAGAAAUUGUCGCAUCCGAUUGUACAGAACAAAGCGGCAAUGAUGAUGUCGCUGUCCUUGUUACAUGUUGGGUAUUAUUUGAUGAAUUCUGGAUGCCAAAGCGUUAUUUUGCCGCGAUGUUCAAAGCAACAGCUGAUCGUAAAUUCAUUUUAAGUUAUAAACUGGAACUUGAUAACGUUCCUUCCUAUACUCGAAUAACAGCUGAAGCAGCCGUUGCAAAUAAUCGCCAUUGCUGGCUCGUAUUUACCGCCUCACAUGCUGCUCGUUUAUUUGUUGUCCAGCCCAUAUCACUUGCAGUUGAAGAGAUUGAUUCAAUUGGUGAUAUCUAUCCAGGACUUGAUUUGGGCGAUUUGCCAGGUUCUGCCAUCAGAUCAAAUUGUCUUCAAACAUCGACAUAUCGAUGGUCUGUACUUGGUUUUGAUACAGGUUAUGUUAUUGCAACAGCGCUAUCCAUGAAAACAAAUUUUAUAGAAGAUAGAAGUAAAUUGAAAUUUUCUGGUGCAAUAUCAGUUCUGUUAAUUUUGCAACAUGUUGGACGAGAGGAUAAGAUUUCGGUGUUAGUAUCUUCAACAUUAGGACCAGCAGCCGUAUGGAUGCUGUCUCUCUCUCCGGAUAAAAGUCAUUUCGAAUGGCAAAGGAUAACAGUAUUGGAGGAUACACGUGGCCAUGAUGCUGUUGUAUGUUCUGCAUCCGGUCAUCAGUUGAUUGCUAUUGGAACAUAUGGUGGGGUCAUUUUGGUAUACAAACGAACGGAUCUCUUGUCGGAUGACCAUUAUGCAGCUUCCUGCUCAGUUAUAGAAAUGCAUGUGUCGGUGAUAUCAAUGAUUUUUCUCAGGGAUGAUUUGUUAGCAGUUUUAACAACCAGUGGUUUGCACAUUGUUGAAUGCCACCGGUCAGAGCGAUAA
Loa loa (African eye worm) is the source of this 1527-nucleotide messenger RNA. RefSeq lists its product as hypothetical. Bases 1 to 1527 code for a protein of 508 amino acids. The record is from RefSeq and is a predicted model, not a curated record. Gene Ontology annotation, molecular function: actin filament binding. Gene Ontology annotation, biological process: cellular response to amino acid starvation; negative regulation of TORC1 signaling; actin filament organization. Gene Ontology annotation, cellular component: actin cytoskeleton; lamellipodium; KICSTOR complex. The transcript has 11 exons. NCBI's taxonomy places the organism in Eukaryota, Metazoa, Nematoda, Chromadorea, Rhabditida, Onchocercidae.